Messenger RNA from Musa acuminata AAA Group (dessert banana), 498 nucleotides. Its product is annotated as protein FLOURY 1-like. NCBI's taxonomy places the organism in Eukaryota, Viridiplantae, Streptophyta, Magnoliopsida, Zingiberales, Musaceae. The record is from RefSeq and is a predicted model, not a curated record. Bases 1 to 498 code for a protein of 165 amino acids. The transcript has a single exon.
AUGAACUGGAAGAAGGAACUGUGUACUAAUGGUGGUGUUUGUGCUGCUUGCGGCACCAAAAUUGGAACUCGGAAGCCCUCUCAACCUGAAAGAUCAAAGAGAAAUAAGGUAUGCUUGCUUGAGCUGGGGAGUAGAAAUUGGACGAUCAGAAAUGGUUUCAAAGAUUUAUCUGAUGAAGAAGGGGAGAAUGAUGGACUCCAGGGAGAUGGUACAGUGAAGUUAAAGGAGAAGAUUGCAGAGGAAAGGAAGCAUCGGACCGCGGCGGUUUCUGAACCAGAGAAGGAGAGGGUAGCAGCUUCAUCGGCUGCCGAAGAGGCCAUGGCCAAGAUUGCAAAGCUACAGAACGAGAAAGGACUGAUUGAGAGAGAAGCUCGGCUGUUCCGCGAAAUGGCAGAGCAGAAGCAGUCGUAUGAUGAUCUGGUGAUCGAAACUUUGCAUUGGAUCAUCAUGAAACUUGAGGCAGGGAGAUCAGCAGACAUAAUGAGAACCACAGUGUAG